AUGCCGUCCGCGGUAGACGUACAGUCCAAGGAUGCGCGCGCCGUCCAGGAGAAGCACCUCGACCUCACGGCAAAGUACAAGACCCAUCUGCCGCAGGUCGAACAGUUGCUCGCCACGGCACGCUCGCAGAUCCUCGACGAUGUGACGCACCAGCUCCAGCUCAACGACGAGGGCAAGGCGCGUGUCCUCGCCUACCUCGCCGACUUUGCCAACAUGUUCCGCUUCUAUCGCCGCUCGCGCUACGACCACGACCAGGCCAUCUCGCUGCUCACCGCCACCAUCCUCUGGCGCAUGCGCACCGACCUCGACCUGCUCUCCCUCGCCUCGCUCAAUCCGCUCUACGUCACACCGCCCGCGCCCAACCCGCCGCUCUUCUGGGUCAACUCCGGUUUCCGCGACUUGUACGGCAGACCGUGCGGCAUCAUCAAUCUGCGCUCCGUCGAGCGCACCGCCGAAAACACGCUCGACCAGCUCAAGGAGUACAUCGUCGCGUGCAUGGAGAUGAUGCGUCGCUACGUCGCCGACCUCUACCGCUCCACCAACGCCGAUACCAACACGCACACCGUGCUCCAGGCCAGCAUCGCCGUCGACCUUGCCUCGAGCGGCAUGGCCAACCUCGAGCUGGAGCUGCUCCCCUUCCUGCUCGACCUGCUCAAGAACCACGUGCCCGGCAUGGUCGGCGCCGUCUACGUGCUCAACUACGGCUGGGUCCACGCCGGCAUGUGGGCCGUCAUCAAGCGCGUCCUCCCGCAGCAGGCGCUUGCCAAGAUCUUCUUCCCCUCGUACGCUGAGCUCAAGGACCACUUUGAGCCGCGCUGCAUCCCCGCCUGCUACGGCGGAGAGCUCGACGUCCAGGUCGAGGCGGCCACCAACGACGUGCUGCGCAAGUACGGCCGUCCGCGUCGCGUGUCGUCCGCCUCGCUCAGCUCGCCGCCCCCGAGCCCUGGCGUCGGCAAGCAUCUGAGCCGCACCAGCUCGUACGAGAGCAUCUACGAGGUCUUCUACAGCGCCGACUCGACGCCCUGGGCGAGCCGAUCCAUGACGCCGCGCCACAGCGAGCCCUCGACGCCGCGUGGCGACGCACGCGCCAAGCACAGCCUCAGCAUGACGCCCAGCGCCGCACGCAAGCUCCGCCACCUCCAGAUGUCGCGCGGCGACCUCUCGAAUGCCGCCGAAGACGCGCACGACCCCAGCGUCCGCGUAGCGGGCAGGUCGCGAUCAGGCUCGGCGUCCGACACGCGCAUUGUCGACGGCCGCGCGGUGGGGCUCAGUGUCAAUACAGCCACUUCGCCGUUUGUCACGCCCAUGAUGACCCCUGCUGCCAGUCCGCGUCUGGUGCGCAGCCGUGCGGACCGCCACGUGCGCUUCUCCAACGACCGCGACCGCUCCGCUUCCCCCCAACGCCGUGUGGGUGGCACCGCGAGCUUCACGCUCUACCUGCCGCACGACGAAGAGGCGGUGCUGCCGUCCGAGAGCGAAGAGAGCGAUGCCAGCGGCAAGGAUGGCGAGGUGGCGCCCGUCGACGCCCAAGCCUCGGGCGGGCUGUUGCAUCGUCUGCGCCGCCUGAGCGAGACGCGCUUUACCAAGGGCAAGCAGCCGCAACACGGCCACGACGACGAUGACGAGGGCGAGCGCAAAGACGGCGACGGCACGGUGAUGUACAUCGAGCCGGCGUCGCCGCGGCUGCAGGUGGAGCAUCUGGACGAGCCGCCGCUGCAGCACGUGCCGCACACGUUCCUCUCGCACCGCACCCGCCGCUCGGCACGCGACGGUCUCGUGUCGCCGUACAAUGCCAACAACCCCUUCUUUGGCUAUCCGGCCUUCACGCCCGGUGCGCCCACCUUCCGGCUCGACCGCAGCGCCACGCCGCAGCAUCUGCACCAGCGUCGACGCAAGCGCGAUCUGCUGCGUACGCUCACGUAUCUGUUUGUGCUGCGCAUCCUCGCGUUCCACCGGCGGCUGCGCUGGCGUCUCUCGCUCGUAUGGCGCGAGGUGGCACGCACGUUGGCUGUCGGUGCGCACAACGCCGACGGCGACGACUUCUGGCGCAAGCUCGAUGCGAGCAGGCUCAGCGCGCUCCCGCCCAGCCACGCGGGCACCAAGCGCGACUCGGCACAAGGUGGCGCGCGCGGAAAGGCGCUGGUAAGCGUCGCACAAAAGAUGCUCGGUGCCGCGGCGCUGGUGAUGCUGCUCAGGCCCGAGAUGCGCCGCCGUGCAGUCACGCAGGUGUACGCCGCGGUGGGUGCGAGCUGGACGCGCGAUCCAGCCGCCACGGGUGUCGACUGGGACGAGUGGGAGAAGCGUAGUGCUGCCAAGCCGACGCCCUCGCAUUCGUACACAGGUCUGCAUGUGCGACAGCGUCUUCUCGGCAAGGCCUCAACCGAGACUGGGGUUAAGACGCAUGCUGGUGGACAGCCGGGCAAGGGACGUUCGCGGUACACGCCGCUAGCUGUUGCGGGCGGAGUGGUAUCCGCCGCAUCGCUCGCCUACCUUCUCUACACCUAUCUGUCGUCCUCUUCGGGCAAAGACGAUGACGAUGUAGCGGAGCGCCGCUCGUCUCCGCGACCUUCUUCUUCGCGCAGUCCACGUCCGAGUCUGUCGCUGAGCUUGUCAUCGAGCUUCACGCGAGACGCAGCGUCGAUCUCAUCGCUGCGUACGCUGCUGGUCGCGCUCGCACCCGAGUUCAUCGUGCACCUCAUCGUGCCUGGCUCGUCUGCCGAUCUGACCGCAUCGAUCCAGGCGCUCACAUCGUCAUUGGGGGCGAUCCCGGAUUUCGAUGCACGCCGGGUGCUCGAGUACUCGCAGGGCGGGGCGAGGUUUGCGCUCGCGCGCGCCCUCGCAUGCGACUGCCACCUCGACCUUGCCCUCCCCGGCUCGCGCGAGCCCGCGACGGCGACGGAACUCGCCAAGAUCACCCGCACCGCGCUCGUGGUCUUCGCCAGCCUCGACCCUGCAUCGGCGAGCGAAGGCGGGGGCGCACACGUCGUCGCUGAGCUCAGGCGCGCCGCCCCGGACGGCCGCAACGCCCCCAACGGCAUGCGCGUCUUCGACCUCGGCCAGAGCAGCGAUGCGUGGCGAGAGGUGGCCGAACGCAUGCACCAGCUGAGAUCGGCUUGGAGCUGA
Messenger RNA from Moesziomyces antarcticus, 3123 nucleotides. Its product is annotated as phosphatidylinositol transfer protein csr1. The record is from RefSeq and is a predicted model, not a curated record. Bases 1 to 3123 code for a protein of 1040 amino acids. NCBI's taxonomy places the organism in Eukaryota, Fungi, Basidiomycota, Ustilaginomycetes, Ustilaginales, Ustilaginaceae. The transcript has a single exon.